Messenger RNA from Penicillium subrubescens, 713 nucleotides. Its product is annotated as putative NADH-ubiquinone oxidoreductase subunit GRIM-19. The transcript has 4 exons. NCBI's taxonomy places the organism in Eukaryota, Fungi, Ascomycota, Eurotiomycetes, Eurotiales, Aspergillaceae. The record is from RefSeq and is a predicted model, not a curated record. The coding region runs from base 1 to 438 and encodes 145 amino acids.
AUGCAUCACCAACUUCUCCAUCCAGCGACUCCUCGUUACAUUCACGGAGCCUCCAAAAACCCCCCCAAUACCGCCACCAUGCCUCAGGAUAUGCCCCCAACGGGGGGCUAUGCCCAAGUCCAAUACAAGCGGAACCUCCCUGCCCGUGGCUUCAAACCCUUUUACUACAUGGUCGGCAUGCACAUGAUCAUGGCCUACGGUUUCUACAAGUACUUCCACGGUGUUCGCGAGCAACGUGAGCUUGCCCGUGAGAAGAUGUGGGGUCGCCUUUACCUCACCCCUCUCCUCCAGGCCGAGGAGGACCGUGACCAGGUCCGCCGCUACUACGCCGACAAGGCUCGCGAGAAGGAGCUCCUGGGCAGCGAGCAGAAGGUCUACAACUCUGACCGCUUCGUCCGCCCUACCUUCGCCUACACUCCCUCCAAGGUUACCCAAUAGACGGUGUCGUCUACGCAUUCAUCGAUCCCGUGCCGCCAAUUGGUACCGCUCCACGGCUGGGCACGGUACUGCUUUUUUCCAUGGGAACCCUCCUAGGGAAGAGGGGUGGAGUUUCGAUUCGUUAGAUGAGGUGGAGAGCGAGUGGAAAGAUCGCGGAGGCAAGGAUAGUUUGUCUCUCGGAGCCAGGGGCUCAAGGAAAACAUUGUAGAUAUACUGUUACUACGAAGGGUUUAGUUUUGCUUUACAACAAGUCAUUUUCUUCUGUUCGCCAUUUG